This is a messenger RNA of Trametes versicolor FP-101664 SS1, 876 nucleotides long. Its product is annotated as protein kinase subdomain-containing protein PKL. NCBI's taxonomy places the organism in Eukaryota, Fungi, Basidiomycota, Agaricomycetes, Polyporales, Polyporaceae. The record is from RefSeq and is a predicted model, not a curated record. Bases 1 to 876 code for a protein of 291 amino acids. The transcript has a single exon.
AUGUUUCAAACGUGGCGGAUCAUCCGAGCGCUGUUAGCGGUUCUUCCUGCGUGGAUGAAAUCCCGUCUCUUCAAGUGGGCCGCAAGCUUCAGCGCUCGCCGGGGCUCCCAGCUAUACCCCCUCAUAUACCGUCUCCCCUUCAACCUUCUCCUAAAAAUAUCUCAAAACAUCAACGAAGCCCACGCGCUGCGCGUCGUCGAGUCGCUCGAGGGCGUGCACGCCCCCCGUCUCGUCGGCCACGCUCCGACCGGCGACGACAAGCACUACACGACGUACACACUCAUGACGUGGGUCGACGGGGACUGCGCCAAUGACAUCUGGGACACGCUCACCCCCGCAGACAAAACGCGCAUCGUGCACGAACUGCGCACGCAGAUCGCCCGCAUGCGCAAACACACCGUCGGUGACCGCCACGCCAUAUGCGCCGCCUCUGGGGCCAUCAUCUCGGACCCGCGUAUACCCUGGCUGCGCGAGGAGCCUGAGAUCAUCGAGUCCAGCCCGCAGUUCUUCAAACACGUCUGGCUUGGGCUCGAUAUCAGCUGGAACGUCGACACUAUCCGUCCGGCAAUUCAACCCGUCAUAGAACGCGAAGACAUCCCUGUGGUGUUCUGCCACGGAGAUAUAUUGCCGAAGAACCUGAUUUUGCCGGGCGGGUUGGAGAAGUGGCGGGCUGGCUCGGAGUCGGCGGUCCUCAUCGACUGGGAAUACGCAGGCUGGAUGCCGCUGCCUUGGGAGGCGCUGAAGGCGACAUGGCUCAUCACGGAACGUGAUGAGGAUGAAUGGUACACGCUGAUGAAGGAGGUGUUCGUCGAGGAGGAGCUGGAGCUGGAGACGGAUUGGUUGUGGCGUUCCCAGUCUCGUAUCGUCAUCCUCUGA